Messenger RNA from Heteronotia binoei (common prickly gecko), 5006 nucleotides. It is a transcript of the gene MAN2A1, whose product is annotated as mannosidase alpha class 2A member 1. The transcript is spliced from 22 exons. The record is from RefSeq and is a predicted model, not a curated record. Gene Ontology annotation, biological process: N-glycan processing; protein deglycosylation; mannose metabolic process. Gene Ontology annotation, molecular function: alpha-mannosidase activity; carbohydrate binding. Gene Ontology annotation, cellular component: Golgi membrane. Bases 71 to 3526 code for a protein of 1151 amino acids. NCBI's taxonomy places the organism in Eukaryota, Metazoa, Chordata, Lepidosauria, Squamata, Gekkonidae.
AGAGGUGCGGGGCGUGAUCGCUGGCGGCUCUUCUUCAGCCUGCUCUUCCUUCUCCUUGUCUGGCGCGGCGAUGAAGCUGAGCCGGCAGUUCACCGUCUUUGGCAGCGCGAUCUUCUGCGUGGUGAUCUUCUCGCUCUACUUGAUGCUGGAUCGGGGUCACUUGGACCACCCCAAGAACCACCGCCGCGAGGGCUCCUUCCCCCAGGGUCAGCUUUCAAUAUUGCAAGAGAAAAUAGACCAUUUGGAGCGCUUGCUAGCAGAAAAUAAUGAAAUUAUUUCAAAUAUAAGAGAUUCUGUGAUCAAUUUGAGUGAAUCUGUCAAGGAUGGACAACGUACUCCAGAAGUAAUAAACUUCAGUCAAGGAAAUUUCUCAGAGCUAUCACCUCUGUCCCCUAUGUACCUCUCAGUAGAUCCCGAAGAUUGCCAAUUUGCUUUAAUAAGUGGAAGCCACACUUCAGAUGUACAGAUGCCAGAAGUCUAUGAUAUUCUUCCUUUUGAUAAUCCAGAUGGUGGAGUUUGGAAGCAAGGAUUUGACAUCACAUACGAUGAACAUGAAUGGGAUAAUGAGCCUCUUCAGGUUUUUGUUUUGCCCCACUCACAUAAUGAUCCAGGUUGGCUGAAGACAUUUGAUGACUAUUUCAGAGAUCAGACACAGCAUAUUCUCAAUAACAUGGUAUUAAAGCUGCAAGAAGACAAAGGGAGGAAAUUUAUGUGGUCUGAAAUCUCGUAUUUCUCAAAGUGGUGGGAUGGAAUAGAUAGCCAAAAGAAGGAUGCUGUGAAAAGGUUACUAGAAGAUGGACAGUUUGAAAUAGUAACAGGAGGAUGGGUCAUGCCUGAUGAAGCUUCUCCCCAUUAUUUUGCUUUGAUUGACCAGAUGAUUGAAGGACACCAGUGGCUAGAGAAGGCCCUAGGAGUAAAACCAAAAUCUGGCUGGGCAAUUGAUCCGUUUGGUCAUUCACCAACCAUGGCUUAUCUUCUGAAACGUGCUGGAUUUUCCAAUAUGCUUAUACAGAGAGUCCAUUAUUCAGUUAAAAAGUAUUUUGCAAUCCAGAAGACACUAGAAUUUUUUUGGAGACAAAAUUGGGAUUCGGGAUCCAGUACAGAUAUUCUCUGCCACAUGAUGCCUUUUUAUAGCUAUGAUGUUCCUCAUACUUGUGGCCCAGAUCCUAAAGUUUGCUGCCAGUUUGAUUUUAAACGCUUACCUGGUGGCAGAGUCAAUUGUCCCUGGAGAGUUCCUCCUGAAGCUAUUCAUCCUGGAAACAUUCAGCAUAGGGCUUGGAUGAUUUUAGAUCAAUACAGAAAGAAGUCAAAGCUCUUUCAUACCAAAGUUUUGUUGGUUCCAUUAGGAGACGAUUUCCGCUACACUGAAAGUUCAGAAUGGGAUCAACAGUAUCAGAAUUAUCAGAAGCUUUUUGACUAUAUGAAUUCUCAUCCUGAGUUGCAUGUUAAGGCUCAGUUUGGGACGUUAUCAGAUUACUUUGAGGCACUACGAAAAGCUGGUGGUUUGGACGAAAGGACAGGUAGUUCAGUGUUUCCUAUUUUGAGUGGUGAUUUCUUCACUUAUGCAGACAGAGAUCACCACUAUUGGAGUGGAUAUUUUACAUCACGGCCUUUCUACAAACGACUAGAUAGGAUUUUAGAGUCAUAUUUAAGGGCUGCUGAAAUUCUUUAUUCUUUGGCCUUGGCACAGUCUAAAAAAAAUGAAAGAAUGAAAGUAUUUCCUUCAGUGGAGCACUACAAGUUACUGACAGAGGCUAGGAGAAACUUGGGACUCUUUCAGCAUCAUGAUGCUAUCACAGGAACUUCUAAAGAUUGGGUUGUCGUUGAUUAUGGGACUAGGCUUUUCCAUUCAUUAAUGAACUUGAAAAAAAUCAUCAUUGAUUCAGCUCAUGUUCUUAUUCUAAAGGAACAAGAAAUAUAUAGUUACAACCCAUCAACUCCGUUCUUUACAAUGGAUGAUGUUCAGCCUUCACAAGACUCUCUGCCACACAAGACUGUCAUAGAUCUGAAUAUGCAGCCAAGGUACCUCAUGCUUUAUAACCCUACAGAACAAGAGCGUUUCUCAGUGGUUUCAGUCUAUGUUAAUACACCUAAAGUUAAAGUACUGUCCCCUUCUGGAAAACCAGUGGUAAUCCAACUUGGUGCAGUGUGGGAUGGAUCUGCUAGUAUAUCACAUGAAGCAUAUCAGAUCUCUUUUAUGGCUCAUGUACCACCUCUGGGUUUUGGAGUUUACCAGCUUCUGGAGGGAUUAAAUACAGAAACCAUACUGGCGGAUUAUAACCUCUAUCACACUGAUAAAUCUAAACUAAUCAAGCCCCAAAGAAUUUUCAACAUUAAAGAGAUACAGAAUGCUUUGGAUGAGAUCAUGUUAGAGAACUCUUACAUGAAAGUCUGGUUCUCUGGAAGUUCUGGGCUUCUGGAGAAAAUAAAUACAAAAGAAGAUAAUAAAAAUCAUCGUAUAAAAAUGGAGUUUGUUUGGUAUGGAACUACAAGUAACAGAGAUAAGAGUGGAGCUUAUCUCUUUCUGCCGGAUGGAGAGGCCAAGCCGUAUGUCUUUUCUGAUCCACCUGCCAUACGAGUAACACAUGGGAAGAUUUUUUCUGAAGUUACCACUUUUUUCCAUCAUUUGACUCACACAGUACGACUUUAUAAAGUUCAGGGGCUAGAAGGCCAGUCUCUGGAAAUAUUCAAUAUUGUGGAUAUUAGAGGAGAAUACAAUCGUGAGAUUGCAAUGAGAAUUUCAUCUGAUAUAGAAUCCCACAAUAGAUUUUACUCAGAUCUCAAUGGAUAUCAGAUUCAGCCAAGGCAGACAAUGAGCAAAUUGCCUCUUCAAGCAAAUUUCUAUCCAAUGACCACAAUGGCUUAUGUCCAGGAUGCCAGGGUUCGUUUGACCCUUCAUUCUGCUCAGUCUCUUGGAGUUGCAAGUUUGAAAAGUGGUCAAUUAGAGGUCAUUAUGGAUCGUCGACUUAUGCAAGAUGACAACAGAGGCUUAGGACAAGGUGUACAAGACAACAAAAUCACAGCUAACUUGUUUCGACUUCUAUUGGAAAAAAGGAAUGGAGUAGACUUGAACGAAGAAAAGUCAUCAGUCAGCUAUCCUUCUCUUCUUAGUUACAUAACAUCAUCUUUCAUGAAUCAUCCUGUGAUUCCAAUGGUUACCUAUGCAGGCACAGGUAUUCCACCAGUUUUGAAUACCUAUUCUCCUCUAACUUCAUCCAUGCCCUGUGAUAUACAUAUGGUUAACCUGAGGACCAUACAGUCAAAGGCUGAUCCAGGGCCAUCUGAUGAAGCAGCACUGAUCCUUCAUAGGAAGGGAUUUGAUUGUAGAUUUGCAAACACAAACCUGGCACUUGGUUGCUCUACAACUCAGGGAAAGCUGACAGUGCACAAACUCUUCAAGUUCCAUGUGGAAAGUCUUACACCUACAUCUUUAUCUUUGAUGCAUUCCCCUCCAGAUGCCAGAAACAUGAGUGAAAUCAGUAUGAGUUCUAUGGAAAUAAACACAUACAGAAUUCAGCUGAGAUGAAACUUGGCUUUAGAACUCGGAUACUAAAAAAGUAAUCUGCAGCUUUUUGUCUUCUCAAAGAUCAGUGUGCAAUAAGAAGCACAUUUUUAUUCCAGCUUCUGGAUACUGUGACAGUACAUGCAUUCUAGAAUUUAUUUGAUCCAACACAGUAAAAAGCCAUGAUGCAAGAAACUCUUUUUCUCUCUUAAUAAAAACACCAACUUCAGUAUAAAAAUGCAACAAGUGUUGAAAAAACAAAGGAUGCUAUUAACAAAGUGAAUCUCAGGUUAAACAUUAGUUUUUGAAUUCUGAAUUUAUGAUUUUGUGUUUGAAAGGGAGGGGAAACAUGUUUUAAAUUGUUUUGUUGUUCAUAGGUGAGUCUAAAUAUAGAGUGCUGAAAUCCCAGACACAAGGAAUUAAACCUAAAAAUGCUCUGGCAAAGCUGUUGUCCAAAUACUUAUAAAGACUAUAAAUGAGAAAACUUCAGUCUGUUCCAAAUAGAGUCUGAAUUUAUCCCACUCUAGAGGUAGAGUGAAGUGCAAGAGCCUUUGAUUUGCGUGUAAUCAUAUUUAAUCUUAUUGUCCUAGCAUCCUGAAGUGCAGAACUUACUUUUUGGAAUUUUAGAUUAAUCUUUCCUUCAAAUAUAUAAAACAAUUUUCUUUUUGUUACUUGACACAUUGGGAUAUGUGCAAUUACUCCAUUAGGUAGAGUAAGGAAAUUCAUGUAAUUUCAUGAAUACAAGAUUUUUUACAGAACAUUUGGAUACUAACACUCUCUGAAAUGUGUUUUCUACUUCAAGAUUACCAUAUCAAAAUAAAUGUGCCUUAUUUUUUUAUAUGUCUUGUUACUCCUUUGGUGUCCAUGCAGUAUAUUCUUUUGGAGGGGGUGGUUGUGGUUUAGAAUGCCAUUAAACCAUGUAUCUUUUAUUUGACAAUGAAGGCCACAUUCUUCUCUCCAGCACCAAAUUUGUCUCGAUGGUGUUCUGAAUGCUCUGUCUAUUUGAAUGUAGAGAACUAAUGUUAUAAAGCAAAGCAAUGGAGGAGUAAAUAGCACUGUAAAAUUCAGCUGCUAUCAACUUCAACAGACACAGAUUUGAUGGCAUGUAAGGCACACCAUUUGUUAAAAGAUAUCAUGCAAUGUGUAUUGUAGGAAAUAGUACACUGAGAAUCACGUGCCUAUAUAUACAAAGUCUGAAUCUUUCCAGCUAUUUUUGUAAACAUUUGGCACCUCUAAGCAUUCAAAGCACCAUAGGGGUACUGGGCCUAAGGAAAGGAAUGGGAAUCACAGGCAAGAGUCCUAACAUAUAUUAAAAAUCCAGUGUGUGAACUCCACACAUGCUUAUGUUGCCAUGCCAAUAUUUGUUGUUGAGGUUAUACCUUCUUCAAAAAUGUUUAUUUUCACAUCAAGUAUAUAUUGAGUUCUUGAGCCAUGUGGGUUUGAAAAUUCCAAAUCCCUGAAUAAAACCACUGUUUACAAUUAAAGUCUACUCAUUUGCAUUUCA